AUGAGCAACUUGGUACCAUCCGACGCUAGCGCUGAAGACUCCAAGUCUCAGUCCGAGUCGAUUUUAAACAAAAACCAGCGAAAGAACCAAAGGAGGAGAGAGACUUCGAAAGCUGCUAAGGCCAGUGGGCAGUCCAACGCAUCUGACGCUACAGAGGACACAAAAACGCUCACAGGAGUAGAACAGACUACAGGUGUAUCCACCUUACCAAUGGGCCGCCAACCAAUUGAGACGGCUAGCCCGAACCAGUUGUUGAAGACGUCUACUCCGGCCCACCGUGACGCUGCGAAGCAGAAAGUUGUUGAAGUAGCCACUGCUCAGGAGGCCGCAACCGCCCUUCCUGCCCAGAUGGCGCUACACUCCCUGCCUCAAGCCAGCAUCAAUGAAUUACGCAAUGCAGCAGCACAGAUUAACAUGCGACAAGGACAGGAACAAAAGAGACUAGACAAAGAGUUGAAACAACUGAAAGCGGUAUUUGAAGCCGAGAUACAGAUGCUCAAGGUUAAAGCAGAGGCAGACAGGGCAAAAGCAGAAGCAGACAGGGCAAAAGCAGAAGCAGACAGGGCAAAAGCAGAAGCAGACAGGGCAAAAGUAGAAGCAGACAGGGCAAAAGCAGAAGCAGACAGGGCAAAAGCAGAAGCAGACAGGGCAAAAGCAGAAGCAGACAGGGCAAAAGCAGAAGCAGACAGGGCCGAAUCCUGGGCUGAGAUAAAGACGCUGAAUGCUGAAGCAGAAGCAGACAGUGCCGAAAUCAGGGCCGAAAUAAAGAUGCUGAAGGCUAAAGUAGAAGUAAACAGUGCCGGGAUCAAGACGCUCGAGUCAAGAGUUGCGACGUUGGAGUCUGACAUGAAAAACAUUGAAGCCAGGCUGCGAGCCCACACCCGCGACAUCGACUCGGCGUUUGCGAUGUCAAAAGAUGUCCUUCAAUAUGUGGCUACUCAUGAUUCGUUUUGGAAAAACCGAAUUCGCCGCCGCGCCAUCGUCGUACAUGCACAGGAGGUCCUGGCACAAGCUCUCCUUUCAGAUUCUUCAUCCGACGAUAAGAAACCUCCACCGGGGUCACUGUGGAAGAAGAUACUUGACUCAAAAGUCAGCGAGACGGACACCAAGGGAAGAGUAGAACUUGUAAAAGAACUCUUAUCGACCUUUGCAAAUACGACAGACACCGCCGCUGUGACGAAGACCUUGAUCGACAAUCUGACGGCAAAUGACCUAGCUAUGAAAUGGAUCUCUGACGAUUUUGGUGAGCUCAGAAACCUUGGAAACGAGUCUGAUGCCCCGCAUCCCCAGUACAACAAAAUGGCCUGGCAGGAAGUUCUCGACGACAUGAACACUGAAAAACAGAUCAGUGAUGAUGAAAAGAUAAGUUUACGGCUCCUUGUGGAAGCAAUGACUCACAUCGAGAAUGAAUACCCCGCGCAGUCGCGUUGA
Messenger RNA from Psilocybe cubensis, 1431 nucleotides. RefSeq lists its product as uncharacterized. The record is from RefSeq and is a predicted model, not a curated record. The coding region runs from base 1 to 1431 and encodes 476 amino acids. The transcript has 5 exons. NCBI's taxonomy places the organism in Eukaryota, Fungi, Basidiomycota, Agaricomycetes, Agaricales, Agrocybaceae.